Molecule: messenger RNA, 21651 nt
Organism: Coregonus sp. 'balchen'
Lineage: Eukaryota; Metazoa; Chordata; Actinopteri; Salmoniformes; Salmonidae
Source: the annotation of a GenBank genome assembly
GCAUGUCACACAACACGUGCAUCAGCCACGGUGUUUUUUCGUGGCGGUUGUGUUUACAUGAUUGUCUAGGGAAGUAAAACCAUUUUUUAAAAGUCAUUUAUAUAAUAACACGAAUAUAUCUAUUGUAAAUGGGGGGUCUACAGAAAAAGAAGGUAAGGAUGUCACUGUCUGUCAAAUUAAUUAUCCAACAAUUUUGCAAGCUAUGUACAGCUAAAGUUAGCUAGUUUCUCUGAGCACAGAAUUAGCUAUGAGUUUAGGCCGAACAUGUUUAGCUAGCUGUUACUAGAUAACUAUAAAACUAUAACCUUGCUAAUAAUCACAUUUUUAUAAUAGAUCGCUUGCAUGAAACACGUCUUUGUACUCAGCUAUUGUAGUUCUACGUCGGUCUAGUCGAGUCCUUUGCCGUUGAUGCAGAUUGUUUUCAACCCUUCUAUGCUAGCUAGUUAACGUUAGCCUAGCUGCUACGGUAGCACGUUACAUCUUCACCUGAGGCAUAAAAAAGACAGAGUACUAAAUAGUGAUAAAAGAAGUGCAGAACAUUGUCAGCAUCAACCUUUUUGCUCUUUAGUCUGGUUACACGUUUUCUAGUAACAAUUUAAGAGUGACACCCUAGCUAAAAGCCAUGUUCCUCCAAUACCCCACACAUCGUUUACUGUCUUCAUGUCUUGUGAGUAACUGUAAACCCAUUUGUCUUGUUUCAGUAUGAGAGGGGCUCUGCCACCAACUACAUCACACGGAACAAAGCCCGCAAGAAGCUGCAGCUGAGCCUGGCAGAUUUCAGGUACUGGGUAACGUUACUACUAACCCGCCACAACCUGGGUCGUAUUCAUUAGUACACACUGUACACUGUAGCAAAAGUUUUGCAAUGGAAAAUACGUGUUUUGUAAGUUGUAGUCCCUCCUUGUUUCAGUCCGUUAUCUUCCCUGUGGUGUCUAGCGAAUACGGCCAUGUACUCUGGUUGUGGAUGUAAUAGCAUGGUUGCCCCUAUCAGUUUCUGCUAUGCCAAAUUGACAGUCUGCAUGUUCGUCCACUGUUCCACACAGACGCCUGUGCAUUCUGAAAGGCAUCUACCCUCAUGAGCCCAAGCACAAGAAGAAGGUGAACAAGGGUUCCACGGCCCCCCGUACAUUCUACCUGCUCAAAGACAUCCGGUUCCUCCUGCACGAGCCCAUCGUUCGAAAGUUUAGAGAGUACAAGGUAAUGUUUUAUACAACUGUUUUGACUACUAUAUAGACAUGUUGUGUGUUUAUUGACAUUUUCGUACCGUUCAGUGAAUUUCCAGUCCACUAUUUUCAAAUCAAGGGGCAAAUCUAGUAAGGCUGCCUUGUCCUGUUCCGUCUCCGGUAGGUGUUUGUGCGCAAACUGAGGAAGGCAUAUGGAAAGGCAGAAUGGACCGGGGUGGAGAGACUGAGAGAUAACAAGCCUGGCUACAAACUGGACCACAUCAUCAAGGAGAGGUGAGGUCUCACUCCACUGCAGCGCCAACUGCAAACAGGAGAUGGCAAUGUUGAGCAUAUAGUUACAUACACUGAGUGUACAAAACAUUAGGCUCUUUCCAUGACAGUGACCAAGUGAAUCCAGGUGAAAGCUAUGAUCUGUUAUUGAUGUCACCUGUUAAAUCCACUUCAAUCAGUGUAGAUGAAGGGGAGGAGACCGGUUAAAGAAGGAUUUUUUAAGCCUUGAGAAAAUGUUGACAUGGUUUGUAUAUGUGUGCCAUUCAGGGGGUGAAUCGGCAAGACAAAAUAUUUAAGUGCUUUUUGAACAGGGUAUGGUAGAAGGUGCCAGGUGCACCGGUUUGUGUCAAGAACUGCAACACUGCUGGGUUUAUUGUGCUCAACAGUUUCCCGUGUGUAUCAAGAAUGAUCCAACACCCAAAGGACAUCCAGCCAACUUGACACAACUGUAGGAAGCAUUGGAGUCAACAUGGGCCAUUAUCCAAGUAGAACGCUUUCGACACCUUGUAGAGUCCAUGCCCUGACUGAUUGAGGCUGUUCUGAAGGCAAAAGGGGGCACAACUCAAUAUUUGGAAGGUGUUCCUAAUGUUUUCUACACUCAGUGUAUAGAAAAUAGAACGUGACUGUGAAUACAGAGUUUUCGCUGCCGCCCUUCCGGAAGCCUCUUUCUCAAAGCUAAGGAUCUGGAUCACGUUCUAUGCAUGUGUUAUUUUACGCACACUAUGUAGGGCUGGGCGGUAUAUCGUAUUUUACUAUAUAUCAGUUUUGAUGCACAGACCAGUUUGGGUUUUUACUUUACCUUCUAUAUCUGUAUUUGAAUGUUUGGUUUGUUAAAUGUAAUGCCAUGUGUAACACCCAUUUUUAUAGUUUACUCCGCUACUUGAGUUCUCUCUCCACUCUCUCCAUGCUGCUUUCCACACAGACCUAGCCUCGCCCCCUGUCACUCAAGGAGUGCAUUUGUUGUUGCUCGACCACGAGACACUUGCGAUCAGUCUGCCUGGUCAAUGCACCACAUGCAACAAUGUUGAUGUCUACGAUGCUCUUUCCACUUUACUUUUUAAUAUAAAUCUACAAGUGUUCUAUAGUUACACUAUUAAAUUGUUUCUUACAUCUGCAAACAGCUAGUUUGUAUUUUCUUAGCAAGUUGUGACUAGGUCGUGUUAUCUGCUAAUCGCUAGUUAGCUGGCUAAAUGUACUAAGUCAGACUAAACGGAGCUGGCUAUACAGCCUGAUAUCAGUGACGGUGUAGGCCUAAAUCAGCAUGUUGUUUGUGCAACAGUAUCUUCUAAAUGAAAGAGGAAUAGGCGAAGCAUGAAUAUGUUAGCUACAUGAAGUAGCUAAGAGAAAAUGUUAGGCUACAUUACAUGUUAUAGGGUCCCCUAGGAAACACUGACCAACACUUUGGUUCCUACCCUGUCACAAUAACUCCUCCCUGGCAUUUGCAUUCAUUGUCAUGUCAAUUAACACUGUAUUCAAAGUGCCCACUAUUAUCUUCUAACUGUAGAAUUAGAAUAAUUAUUAUUUUUCCAUGAUUCCAACAGUUCACCCAAGUGUUUUGAUCUAAAUUGCAAGACAAAUUGCAAUUGAAACAUUUGGUUAAAAAUAUGGCCUAGAUUGUUUGCCCAUAUCAUGCAGCCCAAUGUGGCAGUGUGGAAAUGAUCUCAAAUGAGUGCAGGAAAUGCAGAAAUUUAUUUUUGGUUGAAGUUUUAAUUGAACAGUAAAAAACAAUCACAAUGGAGAGAGACCCAUUGAAAUCAUGUAGAAUGUAUGUGUCGCCACCCUAGGGUCACGCACUACUCAUAAAGCAAAUGUAUAACUUGUAUUAUUAAAAAAACAUAAAAUACCGUCAUACUGUCAAAUUUAAAAAAGAAUGAUAUGAUAUUUUGGCCGUAUCGCCCAGCCCUGACACUGUAGCUGCUGCUCACACUAUGCAUGGCCAUCAUAUUUAUAAUGUUUAUCAUUAAAAUACUGUAGCCAGCUACAUUUCCUAAUGUUUUGCUUAAAGGUCAUCUUACAUUUUUGAUCUACGUUUAGAAAACGCAGCAAGAGAUUUCUUACGCGUUUUAUCUUUUUUUCCUGCGUGAAAAAUAAAGAAUUCUAAGUUUAACUUGCUAGUUAUCUAAUUAAGUUACUUAAUUAAUAAGGUGACUGGGCAUCAUAUUGUGUAAGCUUUCUGCCGUGUUUGAGAAGUCAAAGCCCUUUGGAGGAGUUAUCUGUACAGCUGCCGCUAUCUUGAUUUCCUAUUUUCUCCUCUCUAUUCUGGGCCCGUCUGCUCCUCCCCCAUCUUCUCAGAGCAGGCAGGCCUGUUGCCCUAGCGACUCCAAACAGACACAGGGUGUGUAUGUUCACAUGCUGCUUCAGAGAAGACAAGCAUGCAUCAAAACUUUGUUCAGUUGCCCAAUGUCUCUCGUUCACAUUUGCUUGUAAAUGUCCAAAGUCACGAAAAAUGACAUUCAGUAGCUCCUACCUAUACAUGUAUAACUUUAUGAGCUGGAUUGCCUCUCUUUACAAUUAGUUUUUUUUCGUUUGUGCUCGUUAGCAUAUUUAGCAUGCAGCCUCUAUGGAAAUUCGCUAUUACUUGUGCUAAUUUUGUUAGCAUUCUGGGAACAUAUGCCCAAUGGUCUUUUUGCGUUUUCUGGCGCCCCCUUGUGCAAUAAGCCGGUAAUACUGUAAAUCCCGGAAUGUGAGAAGGACCGAAUGACGAUAUGAAAAUCUGCAAACCGCCCAACCCUAGUUACUGGCUCAACUGUUCUGGGGAACUAUGGUAAGCUUCACAAUGUGCAAUAUGUUAGGAGAUAAAGCAGAUUGCCUUCAUUUCACCUGUCACAUUAUUUUACAAGUUCACUGCAGGUAUUUACUUAAAAAGAGUACAAAUCCUGCACAGAAAUCUUCAUAUCAAUAGCCACGGCAAGUCGGGUUCCAGACAAUCCGGAACCGCAGCCACUCGGUAGUAAAUAAUAAUCUAAUAAAAUCUCUGUGGUGUUGUUCCCUGUUUACGGCUCAUGUCAGCAUAACAUUUGUAAAGGAUGUCCUACAUUUGUGGUUAUCUGAUCAGGGUUAUGUUUGGGUCUAUUUGUGUGCCAGGUACCCCACUUUCAUCGAUGCCCUCCGUGACAUCGACGACGCCCUCUCCAUGUGCUUCCUGUUCUCCACCUUUGCCCGCACGGGGAAGUGCCACGUCCAGACCAUCACGCUAUGCCGACGCCUCACUGUGGAGUGGAUGAACUACAUAGUCACAUCUCGCUCUCUCAUGAAGGUAGGAAGGACAAGACUGCAGAUGUGUCCUCACUAACAUAAAUAGUUGGUCCUCAAUGAAAAUGAGUGCAGGCAUAAUUGAUUAAGUAAUGAUACUGACUGUUACAGGUACAAUAGCCUCUGAAAUGGAUUUGUCAUCACAAUUGUGUGUACAGUGCAUUCGGAAAGUAUUCAGACCCCUUGACUUUGUCCACAUUUUGUUAACGUUAAAGCCUUAUUCUGAAAUGGAUUCAAUAGUCCCCCCCCCCCCCCCCAAUCUACACACAAUACCCCAUAAUGAAUGACAAAGCAAAAACUGGUUUUUAAAAAUGUCUGCAAAUGUAUAAAAUUUUUUAAACUGAAGUAUUACAUUUACAUAAGUAUUCAGACCCUUUACUCAUUACUUUGUUGAUUCACCUUUGGCAGCAAUUACAGCCUCGAGUCUUCUUGGGUAUGACGCUACAAGCUUGCCACACCUAUAUUUGGGGAGUUUUUCCCAUUCUUCUCUGCUGAUCCUCUCAAGCUCUGUCAGGUUGGAUGGGGAGCGUCGCUGCACAGCUAUUUUCAGGUCUCUCCCGAGAUGUUCGAUCAGGUUGAAGUCCGGGAUCUGGAUGGGCCACUCAAGGACAUUCAGGGACUUGUCCCGAAGCCACUCCUGUGUUUUCUUGGCUGUGUGCUUAGGGUCGUUGUCUUGUUGGAACCGUUGCCCCAGUCUGAGGUCCUGAGCAGGUUUUCAUCAAGGAUCUCUUUGUACUUUGCUCCAUUAAUCUUUCCCUCGAUCCUGACUAGUCUCCUAGUCCCUGCCGCUGAAAAACAUCCCCACAGCAUGAUGCUGCCAACACCAUGCUUCACCGUAGGGAUGGUGGCAGGUUUCUUCCAGAAGUGGCGCUUGGCAUUCAGGCCAAAAAGUUCAAUUUUGGUUUCAUCAGACCAGAGGAUCUUGUUUCUCAUGGUCUGAGAGUCCUUUAGGUGCCUUUUGGCAAACUCCAAGCGGGCUGUCAUGUGCCUUUUACUGAGGAGUGGCUUCCGUCUGGCCAUUACCAUAAAGGCCUGAUUGGUGGAGUGCUGCAGAGAUGGUUGUCCUUCUGGAAGGUUCUCUCAUCUCCACAGAGGAACUCUGAAGGGCUGUCAAGGUGACCAUCGGUUUCUUGGUCAUCUCCCUGACCAAGGCCCUUCUCCCCCGAUUGCUCAGUUUGGCCGGGCGGCCAGCUCUAGGAAGAGUCUUGGUGGUUCCAAACUUCUUCCAUUGAAGAAUGAUGGAGGCCACUGUGUUCUUGGACUUUCAAUGCUGCAUAAUUUUUUUGGUACCCUUCCCGAGAUCUGUGCCAUAACACAAUCUAGUUUCGGAGCUCUACGGACAAUUCCUUCGACCUCAUGGGUUGUUUUUUGCUCUGACAUGAACUGUCAACUGUGGGACCUUAUAUAGAUAGGUGUGUGCCUUUCCAAAUCAUGUCCAAUCAAUUGAAUUUACCACAGCUGGACUCUAAUCAAGUUGUAGAAACAUCUCAAGGAUGAUCAAUGGAAACGGGAUGAACCUGAACUAAAUUUCCAGUCUCAUAGCAAAGGGUCUGAAUAUUUAUGUAAAUAAGGUAUUUCAGUUUUUUUAUUUUUAAUACAUUUGCUAACAUUUCUAAAAACCUGUUUACGCUUUGUCAUUAUGGGGUAUCGUGUGUAAAUUUAUGAGGGAAAAAGUUAAUUUAAUCAAUUUUAGAAUAAGGCUGUAACUUAACAAAAUGUGGAAAAAGUAAAGGGGUUUGAAUAUUUUCGGAAUGCACUGUAUGUACUGAACAAAAAUAUAAAUGCAACAUGCAACAAUUUCACAGAGUUACAGUUCAUAUAAGGAAAUCAGUCAAUUGAAAGAAAUUCAUUAGGCCCUAAUCUAUGUAUUUAACAUGACUGGGCAGGGGUGCAGCCAUGGGUGGGCCUGGGAGGGCAUAGGCCCACCCACUUGGCAGCCACACCCACUCACUGGGGAGCCAGGCCCAGCCAAUCAGAAUGAGUUAUUACCCACAAAAGGGCUUUAUUACAGAAUCAAAUACUCCUCAGCACCCCUCCCACCCCUCCUCAGACAAUCCUGCAGGUGAAGAAGCUGGAUGUGGAGGUCCUGGGCUGGCGUGGUUACACGUGGUCUGCGGUUGUGAGGCUGGUUGGACGUACUGCCAAAUUCUCUAAAAUGACAGUGGAGGCAGCUUAUGGUAGAGAAAUUAACAUUAAAUUCUCUGGCAACAGCGCUGGUGGACAUUCCUGCAGUCAGCAUGCCAAUUGCACACUCCCUCAACUUGAGACAUCUGUGGCAUUGUGUUGUGUGACAACUGCACAUUUUAAAGUGGCCUUUUAUUGUCCCCAGCACAAGGUGCACCUGUGUAAUGAUCAUGCUGUUUAAUCAGCUUCUUGAUAUGCCACACCUGUCAGGUGGAUGGAUUAUCUUGGCAAAGGAGAAAUGCUCACUAACAGCGGCGUAAACAAUUUGAGGGAAAUAAGCUUUUUGUGUGUAUGGAACAUUUCAGGGAUUAUUAUUUUUCAGCUCAUGAAACAUGGGUCCAACACUUUGCGUUUAUAUUUUUGUUCAGUGUACGUAUAGACGUAGCAGUGUUAGAUGCCUAUUAAGUGUUGUGAAAGCAUUUUUGGGGUGGUUAGUCCACAUUGAAUAUGUCUGAAUGAGAUGCAUGCUAUUUGGCAAGAAAAUAACUGGUAUUCUGCUGUACACUUGACAUUGUUUUGCUUUCCCUGGCAGGUUUUCCUCUCCAUCAAGGGGAUUUACUAUCAGGCAGAGGUCCUUGGACAGCUCAUCACCUGGCUCGUGCCCUACCAGUUUGCCCAUGACGUAAGUGCUGAGUCACAUCACAGCAGCUCAAAGAGCCAUUUUCGUAUUUUUUUUAUACUUUGGGUUUUUAUUGAUUUAUUUCACUAAUGUACAGAAAUUCACCAUAGAAAAAUGAAUACAAAAAAUAAAUGCAAAAGGCUGGGGUUCAGGGAUACAUUACGUGCAAUAUUCACAUUACAACGUACAUACAGUUAUGUCAUAACCACAUUUAGUAGUUAAUGUCCCAUUACUGAGCCUCAAACCGUAUCUAUCGCUCCCAUCUGGCCUCAAACUCGUUUUCCCUCAUUCUUAACACAUAAGUCAUUUUUUGCCAUAUUAUAGAUUUCUUGUAUAAUGUCUAACCAAUCAUCUAGUUUUGGAGGAUCUAAUUAAUACAAGUGUCUUGUUAUAGCUUUCUUACUAGCUGCAAGAAGGUCCCUAAUCAUAUACUAUUCACAUGCCCUUAUUUCAUCCUGUACAUUUCCUAGGUAGACAACAAAGUCCUAGGGACACCAUAACCCAGGAUGGCUUUAAUAGUAGAACACACGUUAUCCCAUAACUCAUCAAAUGUUUUGCAUUCCCAGAAGAUAUGAUAGUGGUUAGCUUCCAUGUGUCCACACAUUCUCCCAACAAAUGUGUUGCAUACAAAGUUGUUUACUCUUAAUUUUAGGUGUAAUAAAGAAUCACGUCAGGUUCUUCCAACAGAACUCUUUCCAUAUUCUUGAAUUAGUGGUGGCCUGUUUUGUUUUACACAUGUUCUUCCACUCUUCUUCUGAGAUAAAGUUGAUUUAUUUUCCCAAUUUUUCCUUGAUGUACAAGGUUGAGUUAUCUUUACUUUCCAUCAAGCUGUGGUACAAUACUGAGAUUACCUGAAAAUGUACUUGCCUUCUAUGAUUUACUAAUAGCUCUCAAAACUCAAUCUGAGUCCAUGGGGGAGUUGGCUGCUUUACCCCCUUUAUAUAGUAAUCCAUGAAUUGUUAGUAUCUAAAAUAAAAUCCUUAUUUUCCAAAUUGUACAUUGCCUUUAGAUCCUGAAAAAUCAUAAUUUCCCCAUUCUCAACAAUAGUACACAAUGCCAUUAUACCCUGAUUAACGCAUUGUUUAAACCGUUGAUCAUAUGUGCCAGGUUGACAUUUGACAUCCAUAUGCACAACAUCUCAUCAUCCUACUUCCUCUCUCCAAUUUGUGUUUCCGGACCAUAUCAAACCAAAUAUCUAAUGUGAAUGUUGUUAUUGGGUCCAAUAUGGUCUUAAAUGGUUCUUAUCUCCCACCAAAGUUUGGAUUGGCUUUCCCAUUAUGCUCCUCUCUAUAUCCUUCCAUAUUGCAGAGUAACUUCUAUCACACCAGUAAACUAUGUAUCUGAGUGUUGCCGCAUAGAAAUAUUCUCUCAGGUUGGGUAGUGCCCUUUAUCCUUGGGAAGUUGCAAUAUCUAAUCCUAGGUUUCUUACCAUCCCAGAUAAAUCUCAAUAUCAGUUUGUCCCAUACUCUAUAUUGACUUUGAGGCAUUAUAAUUGAAAGAGAUUGGAAUAAGUACAACAGUCUGGGUACAAUAUUCAUACUUAUGGAGUAUGGACCAUCUCAAAACAUUUAUAUGGUCGUAGUUAGCUUUAUAUAUAUUUUUGAGGGAAUCUUUGGUUAAGUAAUUUUGUCUUAAUUUCUAGAUAAGGGGAAUAGGUAAAUGUCAGGAUCUGCGUUUUAAGCACAUUCAAUUUAUAUCCAGAAUAAUCGAUUCAUCCGUUUAGGGAAACCUACCUCUGGGUUAUUCAAAUACUAUGACACCGUCUGCAAAUAGUCCAGUGAUAUGUUCCACUUCUCCCACAGUGAUACCCCCUAGGUUCUCUCUCUGUCUAAUUGCCUGGGCUAGAGGCUCUAUAUACAGGGUGAAAAGGAUCGGCGACAAGUAACAACCCUGUCGUGUGCCCCUUUUUUGAGGUUAAUCUUGUUUGUCAAAUUCCCAUUUAUUCUAGCUGUCGGAUUCUGAUAAAUGGCUUUGAUGCAUUUGAUUGACUCUUCCUUAAAUCAUUUACAUUACAUUUACAUUUUAGUCAUUUAGCAGACGCUCUUAUCCAGAGCGACUUACAGUUGGUGAGUGCAUACAAAUCCAAACCUUUUCAGAACUUGAUAUAGAAAUGUCCAAUUCACACAAUCAAAAGCCUUCUCUGCAUCUAGGCUAACCAAAGCUGCACUUUUCUCCCCAUUUUGAAUAGGAUUGAUAAAAUGUGAAGACGUUCUAAUAUUGUCUUAUGUUUGACGACCCUUAAUGAAUCCGGUUUGGUCUUCAUCAAUCAAAUCUGGCAUGAACUUCUCAAAUCUCUUGGAUAUAAUUGAAGUAUACAGUUUAAUCUACAUUUCAAAUUGACACAGGGCAGUAGCUAUUACAUAAUUAUUUAUCUUUGCCUUCUUUGGGGGUUAUUGAAAUAAUAGCUUCCUUCCACGAUGGGGGAAUAAGGCCCUCCUUCAAGGUUCAAUUGAAGGAUGAUCCAAGCAAUGGGGUCAAUUCCUCAAAGGUUUUGUACCACUCUGAUAGGAAGCUGUCGCUCCCUGAAAAUUUGUUGUUCUUAAGUCUAGUAACUGCACUCACUACCUCUGUAAUGGGUGCUGUGGGGGUGUCAUUCUGUGUUUUCCCAAUAGAUGGCAAAUCCAGAGAAUUAAGAAACUCCUUCAUUAUAUCGUCUGCUGCGGGUGGUUGAGUAUACAGGUUUUUGUAAUAGUCCUCAAAUAUAUGCGCUAUGGUUAUAGGUCCGUGUUUUAAUUUGUCUAGUUUGUGGAUCUCUUAUGGUAUAAAUUGUAUUUGCUAUCUGUUUGCAGAUGCGUCUAGCUAGCAGUCUAGUAGCUUUAGGGCCCGCCUCAUAAAAUGUCUGUUUCAAAAAUCUGUUUCAAUAAGUAUCGUCUCGUUACUAAGAAUAUCAUCUAUUUUUCUCCUUGUUUCUUUUAUUUAUUUUAUUAUUAAUGGAUCAAGUGAUCUUUUGUUUUUAUUCCAUAUCUUUCAAAUUCGGAUAUAUAGCCAAUCUACCUUUCUUCUGGAAUGUUGUAAGUGCGGUUCGUUUCCCACGAAUGACAACCUUCACUGCAUCCCAUAGAAUAUUAGGAUUCACCUCACCAUUGUCAUUUUCCUCUAUACAUCUCCUUAUUUCCAUUUUUAUUUGAUCUACCGUUACCUUGUUCUAAAUUCCAACAUUCAAUCUCCACACACUAUAUAUUUUCCUACAGUUUAGAUGUAUGGCCAUAGAAAUUAUACUAUGGUCUAAUACAUCAGAUACCCAAAUCCCACAUUCCUUCACUCUAUACCUAUCUCCUCCGUUUAUAAGGAAAUCAUUUAUCCUAGGAUAGAGUGAGUAAUGGGUAUAAUCCCUUUCCAAUGGGUGGAGGUCCCUCCAGAUAUCAAUCAGUCCCAGUUUUUAUCAAUCAGGUGUUAAUCAACAUUGUAAGGGCCAUUUUAUUUCUCUUAGUACUGGUCGUGUCCAGAUUAUGAUUUUAACACCACGUUCACAUUGCCCGCACAAAUUACAAUCCCCUCUGCUUCUGAUGCAAUGGUUUCAAAUACAUUUGUAAAAAGAACUUGUUGCUCUCUGGAGGGGCAUAAACAUUAACAAACGUUACCUCUAUUUUCCCCUGUACUACCGUAAAUCUCUCUUUGUCAUUCAUUUCCUUAAUACUUUCAAAAUGAACUGAGUUUGGAAUAAGGAUCGCAACCGCUCUUGUGUUUGUUUAAAAGAGCUGUAGAAUGUGUUUUUAAAACCAAACCUGUUCAGUUUUUUGUGUUCCAAUUGUGAUAAAUGUGUUUCAUGGAGGAAUAUGGCCUGGGCUUUACUUUUCUCUUUUUGUUGUUGUUGCAAUAACCUUAAUUCUCUUCAUAGGAUUGUUCAAACAUUCUCAUUUAGGGACACCAACUUAAUGUCAUUAGUCAUAUGUUGCAUUGUUUUUGUACAUCAAGAUGGUAUUCAAACCAGGUAACAAAAAAACAUUCAAACCCUGAACAUCUGGGUACAAAAUCUCAAUAAAAAGUAGACCUCCAAAAAUGGGUUUCCCAAUGAAGCCCUCUCCACACACCCCCUGUGUGGUUCGAGGAGAAAAAUCCACUCAAUGUUUUCGGCCCCUCUCUAGCAGUGUGGAGAUGGUCGAAUUCUCCCUCCACAGACUAGCUAGGACCAGUUUCCGACUCUCACCCCACAGUCUUGGUUACUGUUCAAAAUGAAUCAGUGUUCCGUUUGAAAGAUUCAAUUCGUUUGUGAGUUUCCAAAUAAAACGUUGUUAAAGUAAAUAGUCGGCCUUACGGACAGCGUUUUGAGCGAUAAUUUUCUGGAUAUAAUGAUACGUCAGUAUGUUAACGAUUGGCCUUAAUCCUGAUGGGCUAUUGCGCUCCCCUCCCACACGCCUCCACGUCGACCCUCGUUGUAGUUGUCCCUCACUGGUGAUGCUGUUGUGCCCGUCAUCUCCUCCGGCCGGUUCCUCGAUACUGAAUCCCCUCUUUCUCAUGUCCUGCGCUGCCUUGGCCACACUGCUGUUGACCCUCGGACUCCCAGUGGAUUCUCAUCUUGUCCAUGUGGGAUUGAAAGCGGAUUCCUUUUUCUUUAAGAGCUCUCUUCAGUCCAGCAUAGGAUUUGCGUCUCUGAAUAACCUUGUGAGCGUAAUUGUGGUCGAAUGACAGUAUGUGUGUUCCAUGUUUAAUCUUCUGCCAGGCUUUCCUCAAAAAUAAUUUCCUUCGUAUUGUAUUGAAGGAAGUUGACAACAAUGUAUCUAGGGGGUAGAUCGGCACUUGGUUUUUGAGCAAGUGCUCUGUGUGCUCUCUGGAUCUGAAGAUCUGUAUCUGUCAUUUUUGCAUAAACCUUCUUUGAAUUGGGGCAUAUCUCUUCCCUCUGCCUCCUCAGCAAUGCUGCAAAUAUGGAUAUUGUUGUGCCUGGACCUUUCCUCAAGGUCCGUCAGCUUCUCCUGUAUUAUUCGUUGUUGUUUCAGUGACUGGAGUAGAGCUUCACCAAUUUCCAUGUUUGUUCUUCCAGCUGCCCGAUCCGUGUGUCUGCCCCUUUCAAAGCUGUACUUUGGGCGUGAAGUUCCCCUUUAGUUUCCUGGAGCCUCGUUGUAACUUCGUGUUUUAAUUCCUCUAACUCCUUUAUUUCCUUCUUAAUGUCGUCCUUGAAUGUAGUAAGGUUCCCUCUCAUUUCAGUUUUAAGUUUGCAGAUUUUCCUGCUAAUACUUAUCAGCAUUUCCUUCGCCGGGUUCCUCCAUCUCAGUCGUCGUCGCCAUCUUGCCUUGCUUGUUGAGGGCUGUGUGUGUCUUCAUCCAUUUCAGCUUUAUUCAAGUUUUUAACUUGUUUUUUAAACUUAUACUGACUUCUUGUUCUAUCUCCACCACUCAUUUAUACUGAAGCUUUAUAUAUUAGAGUUUUGAAAAUAUGAAUUUGGGGGUGAAUUAUUUACAACCGACAGGGAGCUUGUUUUCUACAUGGCCAUUCUGUCGCUCACCAACCAGGAAGUCCCAAAGAGCCAUUUUCAAAUGUAUUCAGUCACUGAGUUUUGUCUAAUUAGGGCACAAGUUAAUGUAUUUGUUUAAUCAAUUAAGACUUCUUAGUUAUUCAGGCAGGCUACAGACCCACAAGUUCUCAAAUCUCAAGUGUUGUAAUAGGUUAUUUAAGAAAAAUGGGGCAGAAGAAAAUUUUCAUUUUGGUAACUAAACAGUGUUAUGAAUUUACUACUAUUCACUGAAAGUUUCUAUACUCUCUCCUCACUAUCUCUGUAGCUCCCUAAUUCCGCUUGUUGACUUAGCAUUGACUUCCCAUCUCUUUCAUGGGGCCUGGUGAUUUCAGUUGAUUUUGAGAGCUUGACUUUAAAGAGGUAAAUUAUAGGCUGUUUGCGAAGAUAGUGACAAGUUUGUUUGAAAGACGCUCACAUUUCAGGGAACAGUCAGGUUUGUGACUCCACUUUGUAAAUUGUUUAUAGGACAUUGUUAGUCGUUUUGUGGUGAAAUGAUCAAGAGUGCUUUUAGAACUAAUACGGCCACUUGCUCUUUAUUGUUUCAAGGCAAAUUCAAUUUAAGUUGAUGCUGUUAAAUGUGGGUAAAUUAGAUGAGCUUGAUAAGUGUAUGUGGCAAUGGCUCUCCUUAACAUUGACUCUACAAUACAAGCUUUCAGACAAUAAUUACCUGUCCUUUCUCCCCCAGCACCCGACAGAUGUGGACUACAGAGUAAUGGCCACCUUCACAGAGAUGUACACUACCCUCUUUGGCUUCAUUAACUUCCGCCUCUACCAGACCCUCAACCUGGUCUACCCGCCCAAGGUAACCCAGUACCUGGCCUAAACUUGCAUCGUGUUCAUUACGCACCAAGCGGAAGAAAACUGACUGAAACAGGGAGUGGCUACCAGAAAUCAAAUAAGAAAUGCUCGUUUUUGUUUUCCGUUGCAAAACAUUUUGCUACAGUGUGCCCUAAUGAAUACAAUCCCGGAGAACCAUUUCAACUAUCUCACGUCACAAGUGGUGCCUUUUUUGUAGCCAUGUUAUUUUUGUCGAUGAACAUAUAUUGUCUUGUAGUAUAAAGAGAUUAUUGGCCAGCUAGUUGUGUGUCUGAGCUGUUGCUAACUCCACCCCUCUCUCCAGCUGGACAGCAAAGCUGAGUCGGAGCUGAAGGCAGAGCACGAGGAGGACUACGCUAUGGACUCAGAGAGCUACUUGGAGGUGGGCCUUUCAUCACUGUUAUGGAUUGAUAUAAGGUCUACUCAUCGAUUUAUAUUAACUUGAGGAUUCCUGUAUAUGUCAGACAGGACAGCCAGCCCUCUCUCUAUUGAUCUGGGCUACCUGCCCUACCUUGAUGGUACUCUAUCAGUAGAAAUGUGUUUGUUUUUAAGCUGUGUGUAAACUGAACCUGUGUGUUUCAUGCGCUAAACAGAAACUGUCAGCCCUGAGUGCCAGCCUGGCACGGGUGGUCGCCACCGCAGAGGAGGAGGAGAACCAGCUGGACCAGUUCCCUACCGAGGGGGUAAGGAGACACACUGAAUAAACUAGCUACCUGGUGGUCAGGAGUGUGUUAUAACCAAUGCCUGCCACGUUCACCUUUCAUUCCUUCCAUUUAGAAAGCACUUUCUUUCCCAAAUCUUCAGGACGUGGGUGGAGGAACUAUUUGUAGCGCCCACUCAAUGUAAAUUGAUAGUUCUGAUACAAAAGUCAUCCUCGAUAUUUGAAGGAUGUUGAUGUUCUUAUAAAUCAUUGUUAGGCAGUUUGAAGUUGGGAUAAAAAUAGCUGAUUAACUAAUUGCUCACAGAAGGAUGGAUUGAGAGGCCAAACAAACAGGGAAUAAAGGAAACACUGCAAAUCAGUGGGUCUACAGAGAGCUACAUUUUCCCCCAAUGGAUUCACCUCAUUAGAGGUGUUAGACUGGCUAGCACUCCUCUAUGGCUACAAGGGAGGUGUUUAUAAACAACAUGAUGAAACCAAUCCCAUCCCACUAACUGCCUGUGUACCCUUCUAAAAACUCCUUUCACCCCCCCCCCCCCCCCCCCCCCCCCCCCUUCUCUUUCUCUUUCUUCAGGAGGACCUGGAGAAUAUGGAGGCCAGAGAGAAGGUGCAGAAAGAGCAGGAGGCCCAGAAAAGGCUUUUUGAGGGGCUCAAGUUCUUCCUGAACAGGGAAGUUCCAAGAGAGUCACUGGCUUUUAUCCUGAGGUGAGAACCAGCCCAACGUCACAACCAUUAUGGCACCCUGGGAAGUGUUUUUUUUUUUAUUGAUCUCCAUCCCUCUCUGUCUGUCAGGUGUUUUGGUGCUGAGGUGUCCUGGGACAAGUCCCUCUGCAUUGGUGGCACCUACGAAGUGACCGACGAGACAAUCACCCAUCAGAUUGUGGACAGGCCUGACCUGGACAAGCAGUACAUCAACAGGUGAAGGGAACCCAACGGAUCAUACAACUUUAUCUGUAGUCAUUACAGCUGUUGCCAAUGUCUUGCCAUUCAUUCAAAAUGUUUGCAUGAAUGAUCUUUGGGGAAAAAACUAAAUACAACCCCCCCCCCCCCCCCCCCCCUUUUCAGACCUUGUCCCCUUUAUCCCUUUUCAUAGAGCUUAGCUUUAAACAGGGUACAUAAUGGGCCUGCUAACCCUGUCCAAACCUUCAUGUCUUUAGCUGUUGUGAUCAAUACAUACAACACAUCCUCAACUUGCCAAUGUGUGAAUGGUCUCAAAUCUUUUUGGAAUGUUUAAAUGUUACAUUCAAAGGUUGGUUGGGUUGACUGACUGUAUAAAUAUCCCAAUGGAGCCAACCUGGCACAAUGGAAUUGUCCCAAAGGUGCGAACUCCGCCCAUCUGGCACUUCAGACAGUCUGGAUCAAACGCUUAAAGUAUUUGAAAGAAGACAGCUAUUAUUUGAACCCAGUUUGAUCCAUAUCUGUGUAGAAACCUUGGUCGUAAAGGAGGCAGGCAGGUGUGUAACUGUAACCGUGUGUCUGGUGGUCGUGUCCUGCUCCAGGUACUACAUCCAGCCCCAGUGGGUGUUUGACUCAGUCAACGCCAAGAUGCGCCUGCCCGUUGAGGACUACUUCCUGGGGACGACGCUGCCGCCCCACCUCUCGCCCUUCGUGGAGGAGAAGGACGGCGACUACGUGCCCCCGGAGAAGUUAAAGCUCAUGGCCCUGCAGCGCGGCGAGAAGCCCGGUAAGAGCUGAGCAGAGCCAGACUCAAAAGUAGUGCACUGUGGGGGUAAUGGGGUGCCCUUUCCUAUGCAACCUACAGUUAACUGCCAAAAUAAAGGAAAUGCCAACAUAAAUUGUGUUAAUAGGGCGUUGGGCUCAUUGCUUCAAUGCACCUUGGCAUAGAUUCUACAAGUAUCUGGAACUCUAUGGGAGGGAUGCGACCCUGUUCUUCCACAAUAAAUUCCAUGACUUGGUGUUUUGUAGAUGGUGGUGGAAAACGCUGUCUCAGGCGCCGCUCUAGAAUCUCCCAUAAGUGUUCAAUUGGGUUUGAGAUCUGGAGACUAAGACGGCAAUGGCAUAUCAUUUUCAUGCUCAUCAAACCAUUCAGUGACCACUCGUAGGGCCCUAUAAAAUAUGCGUUGCGGACGGAGUCACGGAAUCCAGACAUUAAAAUGGAAGAAAAAACUAAAUGUAUUGAACUUAUUAGAAAAUUCAUUAAUUUGCUCAAUAUUAUUAGACAUUAACAAAAUGCAUCAGUGAUUCAUAUUUUCCUUCAACUUUCUGAAGAGGCAACGGCACAGGAAUGCCCGUCUGUGUGCCUUUGUCUACCACUUUUUGUAGCCUUUAGCGGUGAAUCUAAUGUAAUGACAACCGUCUUCUGGUAGAUGGAAAGGUUCUCAAUUAAAUGUUUAAUACAAAGUAGCCUAUGCCUACCUGGCAGAAUGAUAUCAUGAUUAUUUGUAUCAAUCCGGUGGCCAGUUGUUUUGCAAACUGCAAUCACAUGAGCGCUACAGAAACAUCACUAACCGAACAACGGUCUCUGGCUGGUGCGCAGUUGAAUCCACAAUUCUUAGAUUUUACCCUCGAGGUCUCUUGAUGUGGUUCAAGCAUUGUUGUGGCCUUUUUUUAUUUUUUUUUUUUUAACGGAAACCUGUAAAAACAACGGAAUUUGGGAAAAACUAGAAGGAGUACAGAUGUUAUAGGGCCCUACAACCGUGCACUGUGGAUAGGGACAUUGUCAUCGUAUCAGGGCAUAGCCAUGGUGGCCAAAAUAAUUGCCUGCCCAGCAUUUUAUACAUGACCCUUAGCAUGAUGGGAUGUUAAUUGUUUAGUUAACUCAGGAACCACACCUGAGUGGAAGCACCUGCUUUCAAUAUACUUUGUGUCCCUCAUUUACUGAAGUGAUUCCAUUAUUUUUGCACUUACCUGUAUCUCUGCUUCACAUGUUUCUGCGUCUGCAUGAUGUAUGUUGCGUUUAACUAAAAUGUUCAACCAUAUAUAUAUAUUUUUUUCAGUACAAGAUGAGGAGGAGGAGGAAGAAGAAGAGGAUGAUGAUGAUGAGGAAGAAGAAGAGGCUGAUGACGAUGUGGACGAAGAAGAGUUGACCGAGGAGAAGAAUCUGAAGAAGAUGGAGAAUAAGCGAGCCGAGGGCAAGGUGAGAUAAUCCUAGCGGUCUACACCAGGGUUCCCCAACUGGCUGAAUUUGACCCUUGGGUGAUUGUAUUCCCCCCCCUCCCUAAAGUUUUCUUUGCAAAAAAUAAAUACAUCAGCUCCACGUGAUUUUUUAAUUUUGGAAAUGUUGUUCCAAGUAUUCCCACGCAUAAGAGAGACGUGAUCGUAUACAAAUGUAAGCAAGGUUUUGAAAUUGUUAUGUUUUAGUCAAAUACUAUAUCUGUUUGGAUUUCUUGCGGUCAAUUUGCAGUCUACAAAUUAUUAUGAAUGAUGUUCCUGACCUUCCGCUCAAGAAUCAUCCCGUUGCUGAAUGUAGUUGAUGAUCCCUGCUCUACACGUUUGAACAUCUGAAUGGCCUGUUUCAUCCAACAUAAAACGUUAUCGUAAGGCGCAUUGACAUUUUGGACACACCCUUAGAAGUAUCUUUUCUCUCCUGUCCCUGCAGACUUUGGGGGUGAAGGUGACCCCCGGCAAAGUGAAACCCUGGGAGACUGGUUCCGUGGGGAACAAGGUGCGCCUUGAGCAGGAGGAGAAGGCGGAGGAGAAGCGUCUGGCCAUCAUGAUGAUGAAGAAGAAGGAGAAGUACCUGUACGACAAGAUCAUGUUUGGCAAGAAGAGGACGACCCGAGAGGUGAGUCCCCUACACUCUGCACCGGCCAAACUGACAUGGCACCUCACAUGCCAUCACUGCGUCCCAUUGCCUGUCGAUGGAGAUAGUUAAAUAGAUACAGUGCAUUCGGAAAGUAUUCAGAUCCCUUCCCUUUUUCCACAUUUUGUUACGUUACAGCCUUAUUCUAAAAUUGAUUAAGUAACAGUAAAUUAUCAUCAAUCUACACACAAUACCCCAUAAUGACAAAGCGAAAACAGGUUUGUAGAAUUGUUUGCAAAUUUAUAAAAAAUACGAAACCGAAAUACCUUACUUACAGAAGUAUUCAGACCCUUUGCUAUGAGACUCCAAAUUGAGCUCUGGUGCAUCCUGUUUCCAUUGAUCAUCCUUGAGAUGUUUCUACAACUUGAAUGGAAUCCACUUGUGGUAAAUUCAAUUGAUUGGACAUGAUUUGAAAAGGCACACCUGUCUAUAUAAGGUCCCACAGUUGACCGUGCAUGUCAGAGCAAAAACCAAGCCGUGAGGUCGAAGGAAUUGUCCGUAGAGCUCCAAGACAAGAUUGUGUAGAGGCACAGAUCUGGGGAAGGGUACCAAAACAUUUCUGCAGCAUUGAAGGUCCCCAAGAACACAGUGGCCUCCAUCAUUCUUCUAUGGAAGAAGUUUGGAACCACCAAGACUUUUCCUAGAGCUGGCCCCUGGCCAAACUGAGCAAUCGGGGGAGAAGGGCCUUGGUCAUGGAGGUGUCCCCUCGCAGGCAAACAAACUGACGGCCAAGAGAAAGGCCCACGAAGACGCCAGCAAGGCUCAGAAGAAGCAGAAAAAAGCCAAGAAACAGUAGCCACCUAACUGUGGAUAUUCAUCAAGGACUCGUUUUGAUUUGUAUGGUCGUCAAUCAUACAAGGUUGAAGUCUCAUGAAACUCAUAGGUUUAUUAUGAAAAAGGAAUGAGUUGGUCCCAUUGAAUUUGAUAGGAGUGUUAAUAUCAUGUGGUCACGCAUGUUGGCAGGUGGAAAAGCUGGAGGAGUCACAUUGUUGCGAAAUAUAUUCCACCCUGCCACCUCAACCAUCGCGAGGUGAAUGUUUGCUUUGUUCUUAUUUGUGUGAACUCAGAUAUUCUGGUCAGUACUCUGUACCAUACAUUUUUUUCUAUGAUUCACCCUAUUUUAAUCUAUUGUAUGUGUAAUUAAAUGGGGUUCCUAAAGGACUCUGACCAUGAGAAACAAGAUUCUCUGGUCUGAUGAAACCAAGAUUGAACUCUUUGGCCUGAAUGCCAAGUGUAACGUCUGGAGGAAACUUGGCAGCAUCCCUACGGUGAAGCAUGGUGGUGGCAGCAUGCUGUGGGGAUGUUUUUCAGUGGCAGGGACUGGGAGACUAGUCAGGAUUGAGGGAAAGGUGAACAGAGCACAGAGAGAUCCUUGAUGAAAACCUGCUCCAGAGUACUCAGGACCUCAGACUGGGGCGAAGGUUCACCUUCCAACAGGACAACGACCCUAAGCACACAGCCAAGACAACGCAGGAGUGGCUUCGGGACAAGUCUCUGAAUGUCCUUGAGUGGCCCAGCCAGAGCCCGGACUUGAACCCGAUCUAACAUCUCUGGAGAGACCUGAAAAUAGCUGUGCAGCGACGCUGCCCAUCCAACCUGACAGAGCUUGAGAGGAUCUCCAGAGAGGAAUGGGAGAAACUCCCCAAAUACAGGUGUGCCAAGCUUGUAGCGUCAUACCCAAGAAGACUCGAGGCUGUAAUCGCUGCCAAAAGUGCUUAAACAAGUUACUGAGUAAAGAGUCUGAAUACUUAUGUAAAUUUCAUUUCCAUUUUUUAUUUUAUACAUUUGCAAAAAUGUCUAAACCUGUUUUUGCUUUGUCAUUAUGGGGUAUUGUGUGUAGAUUGAUGAGGGGGGGGGAAAUGUUUAAUCAAUUUUAGAAUAAGGCUGUAACGUAAUGUGGAAAAGGUCAAGGGGUCUGAAUACUUUUCCGAAUGCACUGUGAAAAAGUAUUUGCCCCCUUUCUGAUUUUCUCUAUUUUUGCAUAUUUUUUACAUUGAAUGUUAUCAGAUCUUCAACCAAAAACCUAGUAUUAGAUAAACCUGAGUGAAUAAACAACACAAAAAUUUGAUAAUUAUUUCAUUUAUCAAAAUUUAAAAAAUUAUGCAAUACACAAUGCCCCUGUGUGAAAAAGUAAUUGCCCCCUUACACUCAAUAACUGGUUGUGCCACCUUUAGCUGCAAUGACUGCAACCAAAUGCUUCCUGUAGUUGUUGAUCAGUCUCUCACAUCGCUAUGGAGGAAUUUUGGCCCACUUUUCCAUGCAGAACUUCUUUAACUCAGCGACAUUUGUGGGUUUUCGAGCAUAAACUGCACGUUUCAGGUCUUGCCACAACAUCUCAAUCAAGACAAUGAUCCAAAACACACAAGGUCUACAUCAGAAUGGCUGAAAAGCAACACAUUUCAAGUUUUGGAAUGGCCUAGUCAAAGUCCAUAUCUAAACCUGAUUGAGAUGUUGUGGCGGGACCUGAAACUAGUAGUUUAUACCCAAAAAAUGUAUUAACUCCGGAACAACACGAUUGAAGGGGGCAAUUACUUUUUCACACGGGCAUUGGCUGUUGCUUAAAUUUGUUUAUUAAAUCAAUCAAAUAAGUAUCACAUUUGUGUUAUUUGUUCACUCAGGUUUAUUUGAUCUAAUAUUAGGUUUUAGUUGGAGAAAAAUAGAGAAAAUCAGAAAGGGGGCGAAUACUUUUCACAACACAAUAGAUAGAUGGAGAGAUAAACGCAGCACAUUACCGUGUCAGACCCAUCAGUACGGUUGCCUCAGGAACAGUCAGUCUCACAGCCGUAUUAAUAUACAUUGAGGUAGAGGAUCAGGCCCGGCAUUUUGGGAUAACUGGCAGUGUACUUUCCUCUAUGCUGCUAUCUCUGUACCUAGUACCUCCCUAUUGAGCUGUAGGGAUAAUGAUUAACAGGGUUUGAAUAGCCGGGCCCUGGAAACCUUGCAUGCUAAAACAAUAGCCCUUUUAAAGGGAAUGUGACCUUGGUUGCAUACCAAUGAAUUCUCGAUUUACUCCACUGUUCAUUAACUCAAUCUACUUUCCCCUCGCAGGCAAACAAACUGACGGCCAAGAGAAAGGCCCACGAAGACGCCAGCAAGGCUCAGAAGAAGCAGAAAAAAGCCAAGAAACAGUAGCCACCUAACUGUGGAUAUUCAUCAAGGACUCGUUUUGAUUUGUAUGGUCGUCAAUCAUACAAGGUUGAAGUCUCAAACUCAUAGGUUUAUUAUGAAAAAGGAAUGAGUUGGUCCCAUUGAAUUUGAUAGGAGUGUUAAUAUCAUGUGGUCACGCAUGUUGGCAGGUGGAAAAGCUGGAGGAGUCACAUUGUUGCGAAAUAUUAUCCACCCUGCUAUUGUAUGUGUAAUUAAAUGGGGUUCUGUAUACUUCAGUAGAAGACCUUGUUGGUUUCAAGAACUUGUUGGUGUCAUCACAGACAAAUGUACUUUGAAGCUUCCCCUAAU